AUGUUUGUAAUAACGAUGUUCAGUGGAGUGAUCGGUUCAUAUUGGGCCACAUUGUUCGCAAGUGCCGGAUAUAAAGUAUGUUUGUAUGACAUUGAUGAGGAACGAAUUGAGGUGGCGAAAAAGAAUAUUGAGAAGAAAUUACGUUUACUUGCAAUUGACGACUUAUCACGUGGACCAGGAACAGCAUCCGAGCAAUUCAGAAAUAUAACCUCAACGCUAGAUCUUCGUAAAUGUCUUGAUGGAUCGAUUUAUUGUCAGGAGUCAACGGUAGAGUGUGAGAAAUCGAAGGCAGAACUGUUCAGUAAGCUAGAUGAAUUGGCUAGUGAAGAUAUAAUCCUCGCAAGUAGCACUUCAACGAUUCCGGCAUCUCGUUUCACUGAACGGUUGAAAAGAAGAUCACAAUGUAUUGUUGCUCAUCCAAUCAAUCCUCCAUUAUUUAUUCGUCUUGUUGAAGUUGUUCCUUCUCCAUGGACAUCGGAUGAUACCGUUAUGAGAACUUGUACUAUCAUGAAGACGAUUGGCCAGUCACCGGUUCGUUUACAGCGGGAAGUGGUUGGCUUUGCGCUUAAUCGAAUACAAUACGCCAUCAUCGCAGAAGCAUGGCGUCUUGUUAACGAGGGUAUUCUCUCACCUGAGGAUGUUGAUAUUGUAAUGAAAGAUGGUUUGGGUCCGCGUUAUGCGUUCUAUGGACCACUUGAGAUUAUGCAUAUGAAUGCAAACGGAAUUGAAGAUUAUAUGAAUAGAUAUGCGAAUGCUAUGGUAAAUGUGUUGAAAGACUUCGGUGGAACACCAACAUUCGAGGAAAAUAAUGCUCGCACGACGAUCAUAGAAACAAUGAAUGCCCGUAUGCCGACUUCAAAGAUGGCUGAAUUCUCGGUGGAUCGUGAACGUCGACUUGCUGAAUUGUGUAAACUGAAGAAACGUUUUGAAGCCGAAGCACAGAAUGGCCUAUAG
This is a messenger RNA of Anisakis simplex (herring worm), 954 nucleotides long. NCBI's taxonomy places the organism in Eukaryota, Metazoa, Nematoda, Chromadorea, Rhabditida, Anisakidae. The record is from the annotation of a GenBank genome assembly.